AUGGAACAAGAGGACGGAGCAGAUGUCAAGAUAGGCACGGAAAAAGUCGAUGAUACAGAAACCAAGAGGCAAACAGAAAAUGCUACACGGCAACCGCAGAUCGUCGUGAAAAAUCAUGACAGCAGUAAUAAGGGUCUUCAAGUUAGCCCAGAAAUCUCGCCGUCCCGCGAUGCACUCUCGAUCCGCGGCAACUAUACAUCGAUGAUGGUGAAGCUAUCAGGAAAUGCUAUACGUUUAUAUCGGCAAACUAAUGCAUAUUGUUGA
Molecule: messenger RNA, 264 nt
Organism: Anisakis simplex (herring worm)
Lineage: Eukaryota; Metazoa; Nematoda; Chromadorea; Rhabditida; Anisakidae
Source: the annotation of a GenBank genome assembly